CUCACCCCUUCACGCCCUCCUGUUUGCAUGUCGGUGGCAUGUACAGUGGAGAGAAAAUGAGAUAUAAACCCCUCCGUUGUUGCCGAGAUUCGACGUCCUUCAACGCCACAUUCAUUCAGCAAUCAUGAAGACCUGGGCUCUCGCCUUGAUCUUCUCCCUUGCGGUCUCCGCUCAGACUGACCCCCUCGCUGCCUUCACCCCAUGUGGCAGGGCCUGUCUCCAAUCGGCUGCUACCCAGGCUGGGUGCCAGGGCGUCAACGACAACGCUUGUCUUUGUAGCCAGCCCUACGUAACCGCCGUCACUGGGUGUAUUAUUCCAUGUGGUUCUGCCGACAUCACGGCCGCUCUCGCUGCCAAGGCUGCGCGCUGCGACAGCCCUCCUUCGUCGUCGGCCCCUCCCAGCUCGUCGGCCCCUCCGUCGUCGUCAGCCCCUCCGUCGUCGUCAGCCCCGCCCAGCUCUUCGGCUCCUCCGUCUUCGUCGGCGCCCCCCAGCUCGUCGGCCCCUCCCUCGUCGUCGGCCCCUCCCAGCUCCUCGGCCCCUCCGUCCUCUUCGGCCCCUCCGUCCUCGUCUGCGCCUCCUCCCUCGUCCUCUGCCCCGCCCUCAUCGGCCCCUCCUUCCUCCUCCGCGCCACCCACCAGCGCAGCCCCCCAGCCUUCCGGCUCGACGGGUGGCCUCUCGGCCUGCGCCACCAAGUGCAUGACAGACACGAUCGCGUCGCAGGGCUGCCGUGGCCCGGACGACAACGCUUGCAUCUGCACGAACGCCUUCACGUCCGCUGCGACGCCGUGCGUGCUCGCCUGCGGCGCUGCCGACGUCUCCGCCCUCCUCGCGCAAAAGGCGACCCGUUGCGCCAACGUCAGCUCGGCACCUCCCUCCUCUGCUCCGCCCUCCAGCGCACCGCCUACCAGCGCCCCGCCAACGGGCGCCCCCCCGUCCUCCGCCAGGCCCACCACCCCCGCGCCCCAGUCGUCGGGCUCGCCCAGCGGACCCUCCAGCGGCCUCUCGGCGUGUGCGACCAAGUGCAUGACCGACGCUAUUGCCGCGCGCGGAUGCAAGGGCGAGACGGACAACGCGUGUAUCUGCACUGAUGCGUUUACGUCGACGGCGACGCCGUGCGUCCUCGCUUGUGGCACCGCAGACGUCCAGGCUCUGCUCGCUCAAAAGGCCCAGCGCUGCUCCGGCAACACCGGCGGCAACACUGGUGGCAACACUGGUGGCAACACUGGUGGCAACACUGGUGGCAACACUGGCGGGAACACUGGCGGGAACACCGGAGGAAACACCGGCGGCAGCACCGGCGGCAGCACCGGCGGCUCGAGCGGACUUUCUGCCUGUGCCACCAAGUGCAUGCAGCAGGCGAUCGCCUCGCAGGGCUGCUCCGGCGAGAGCGACAACGCCUGCCUAUGCACGGACGCGUUCACCGCCGCCGCGACGCCCUGCAUCCUCGCCUGCGGCAGUGCAGACGUCACCGUUGCUCUGUCGCAGAAGGCGGCGCGCUGCUCCGGCGGCGGCUCGACUGGUGGUUCUACUGGUGGCUCGACUGGCGGCUCGACCGGAGGCUCCACCGGCGGGUCUACGGGCGGUUCGACUGGCGGCUCUACGGGCGGCUCGACGGGCGGCUCGUCCGGCCUCUCGCCGUGCGCUACGCAGUGCAUGCAGCAGGCGAUUGCGUCGCAGGGCUGCUCUGGCGAGAGCGACAACGCCUGUCUCUGCAAGGACUCGUUCACCGCCGCCGCUACGCCCUGCAUCCUCGCCUGCGGCAGUGCAGACGUCACCACCGCUCUGGCGCAGAAGGCUGCCCGUUGCUCCGGCGGCGGCGCGGGCACGGGUACCGGAACCGGCACGGGCACGGGCACUGGCACCGGCACUGGAACGGGCACUGGCACUGGCACUGGUACGGGCACCGGCACGGGCGGCGCGCCCCUCUCGGCGUGCGCCACCAAGUGCAUGACGGACGCGAUUGCGUCGCAGGGCUGUGCUGGAGAAAACGACAACGCGUGCAUCUGUACCGACAAGUUCACGGCGGCUGCCACGCCCUGUGUACUGGCUUGCGGCGCCGCGGACGUCAGCGCCGUCCUCGCCCAGAAGGCUACCCGCUGCUCGGGCGGCGGUACCGGUACGGGCACUGGUACUGGAACCGGCACUGGCACCGGAACUGGCACUGGAACUGGAACUGGCACUGGCGGCGCAUCGCUUUCGCCCUGCGCGACCAAGUGCAUGACCGAUGCCAUCGCGUCGCAGGGAUGCAAGGGUGAGACGGACAACGCCUGCAUCUGUACCGACAAGUUCACCGCUGCCGCCACUCCGUGCGUUCUUGCGUGUGGCGCCGCCGACGUCUCGGCUGUUCUUGCCCAGAAGGCGACGCGCUGCAGCGGCGGCGGCACUGGCACCGGCACCGGCACGGGCUCUGGCUCUGGCUCUGGCUCGGGCUCUGGUUCCGGCUCGGGCUCGGGCUCGGGCUCGGGCUCUGGCUCUGGCUCCGGCGGCAUCCCCGACCUCUCGCAGCUCACGCCUUGCGCGCUCAAGUGCGUGACCCAAACGGUCGCGUCGGCGGGCUGCACCGGCCCGACGGACACCAAGUGCAUCUGCUCGGAGAAGUUUACGAACGCCGCCUCGACCUGCCUGAUGACGCAGUGCAAGACGUCGGACGUGAUCGCGGCGCUCAACCUCGAGCGCGCCAUGUGCCCCUCGCUCGGCCUGCCGGACCUGAGCCCGCUCAACUCGUGCGCGCAGGGCUGCAUCCUCGACUCGAUGAAGGCGUCGGGCUGCGCCGGCCCGCUCGACAAGGCCUGCGUCUGCGGCGUCAACUACUCGCUCCAGGCGGCGCUGUGUCUUCUUAGCGAUGGAUGCGGGCUUGGCCAGGUCCCGCGCGCGCUGCGCAUCGAGAAGGACAUGUGCUUCGACAAGGCUGCAGGCAAGUGCGAGAGCCAGGGCGUGUUCAAGGUCCUUGACCUCGACUGCUGGAUCCAGCGCCGUGACCUCAGCACCGUCGAAGGCCGCCUCGGCCGCCGCGGCACGCCUGUCGCGCGCGCCGUGCGCCACAAUAUGGUCCUCUAGACCAGGACGAAGCCACCAAGGACACUGAAGAAGAUUGAAUAUAGUUUCCGAAGUUUCUAGCGAGCAACAAUAUAUAGUAGUGCUUCGGCGGUGAUUAUGCACAGACC
Messenger RNA from Cutaneotrichosporon oleaginosum, 3165 nucleotides. NCBI's taxonomy places the organism in Eukaryota, Fungi, Basidiomycota, Tremellomycetes, Trichosporonales, Trichosporonaceae. The record is from RefSeq and is a predicted model, not a curated record.